Oncorhynchus masou masou (cherry salmon) is the source of this 2737-nucleotide messenger RNA. RefSeq names its product rho guanine nucleotide exchange factor 26-like. Gene Ontology annotation, biological process: activation of GTPase activity. The record is from RefSeq and is a predicted model, not a curated record. The annotation marks the transcript as partial. Gene Ontology annotation, molecular function: guanyl-nucleotide exchange factor activity. The transcript is spliced from 10 exons. NCBI's taxonomy places the organism in Eukaryota, Metazoa, Chordata, Actinopteri, Salmoniformes, Salmonidae.
UCUCCUCCUGAACACACAACCCGGGUCACUCGGGUACUACACAACAAAACACAGGACUUUGAGAUACUCUGAAAACAGCCGACGGACGCCGGAUUACUGAUAAAAAUACUUCUUUUUUUUUGCACAAAGGAGUAGUUUACCUCAAGCAUAAAUAACCUGUCAAACAACAAGAAAACGUUGUCUCGUCUAUUGAGAAGUCCAGGACACAGGCACCAUGACCAGUCAGUAGAAAGGCAUUAUUGCAGUUCUCUGUGGGGUCGGGAUGUUUGCACAGUGACCAGUCGUGUCGGACGAGACUCCAGCUCCACAGUGAGAAACAAAAGACAAUCGUGAUUGAUGCGCCAUGGAGGGCGGGAACGAAGUGGAUCUGUCCAACAAUAACAUCAGUCCGCUGUGGAAGCGGCAAUCAGCCAAUAACACUGGUCCCAGCAAGCUAAAGGCCCGGCCCCUCAGUUACCAGAUAGACAGACUCCACAUGACUGACUUCCCCGUAGAGGACAACAAGUGCAGCUUUACCCUGAGCCAGCCUGCAGAGCGACUGGUGGCCGUGCCGGGAGGAGGGGCGGUCAUUCUGAAGCACGUUCUCAACCAACCCACCAGGAGGACGCGGGUAGUCAGGAGUAUCAGCAUUGGACAUUUGGCCAAAGGACGUUUCUCUCUGUCCAAGUUCAAGUCGGAGGAUAAGUUUUCGUCGUUGGACAAUAAGGCGUACCACGGUGGAAGUGUUGGUCCAAUCGGUAACAAGGAGAAGGUGUGGUCAGACAAGCGGCCACGCGAUGCCCUGAAGCGUCUCUCCAGCCCGUUCAUCCUCACCUCUCACAGAGACCCGAUAGUGUUUGGAAAAAGUUCCUCACUGCUGGACCCUGCCUCCUCCAAUCACCCCUCUCCCCCUGCCUCCUUCAAUCACCCCUCUCCCCCUGCCUCCUUCAAUCACCCCUCUCCCCCUGCCUCCUCCAAUCACCCCUCUCCCCCUGCCUCCUCCAAUCACCCCUCUCCCCCUGCCACCCCCAGUAACAACCACCACCAUAACCUGACUUCCCGUUCUUCCUAUCACCCCUUAACCCCUCACCCCUCUCCCCCUAACCCCAGCCCUUCUCCCCCUAGUCUCCACACCCCUACCCCAUCUCACAGCUCCACCUGCAGUAUCUCCUCCCUCACCUCCACUUCCACCCCUUCUGACCCCCCUACACCCCGCAGCCCCUCCCCAGCUGACAUGUCUGCCCCCUCCCUCUCUCCUCCUCCCUCCAUUGUCCUCAGCACCCACAGUGCAGCUGCCCUGAAGAUGGGCACACAGCAGCUGAUCCCCAAAGGGCUGGCGUCCCUGAGCAAGGCCUCUCCUGCUGGGGUACAGAGCCAGGGCCUGGGGGGUCUGCUGGGCCUGGAUCCUACCAAGCGGGCCCUACGAGCUGUCAGCAUGGUGGAGACUGGAUCCUUCUUCUCCUCUGGCGGAGGGGGAGGGGGGGCAGACCAGGAUGAGAGCCCUGGGAGUCUGAAGAGGGGGUUGAGGUCUACCUCGUACAGGAGAGCAGUGGUGAGUGGAGUGGAAAUGGAAGUACUGUCUGUAGAGCCAAAGACCCAUCUCCUGUCCCAGUCUGUAGACCCAAAGACCCAUCUCCUGUCCCAGUCUGUAGACCCAAAGACCCAUCUCCUGUCCCAGUCUGUAGACCCAAAGACCCCUCUCCUGUCCCAGUCUGUAGACCCAAACACCCAUCUCCUGUCCCAGUCUGUAGACCCAAACACCCAUCUCCUGUCCCAGUCUGUAGACCCAAAGACCCAUCUCCUGUCCCAGUCUGUAGACCCAAACACCCAUCUCCGGUCCCAGUCUGUACUCAAAGGACUACAGGAGGUCAAGGAGGCACCGACCAGCCCUGGGAAGAAGAACAAGAGGCCGGAUAAGAAGCCAGGACUGAUCACACAGAGGACUUUUGACAGGGAAGAGGAGGAACUGUAUCAGAACUACCAGGAGAAAGCUCUUCACAAUGACUCUGAUGAGGACCAGUCCAGAGAGCCCAAACCUGACGAGGGCAUUGUGGUGCAGUACAGACCCAUACGCACCUCGUGGAGCCAACUCAGUGUGGUGAAGAAGAGCGGCCUUAAGCUCAGCCAGGAGGAGUGGAAAAGACAAGAGGCCAUAUUUGAGUUGAUAUCGUCAGAACACUCCUACCUCCACAGUCUGGAGGUUCUGAUCCGGAUGUUUCAGAACUCAGCGGAGCUCAGUGACACCAUGACCAAGACCGAGCACCACCACCUCUUCUCCAACAUCACAGAUGUGUGUGAGGCCAGCAAGAAGUUCUUUAAAGAGCUAGAGGACCUGCACCAGCAGAACGUUGUUAUAGAUGACAUCAGUGACAUCGUGUUCAGACACGCCCAGUCCAACUUUGACCCCUACAUCACCUACUGCUCCAAUGAGGUUUACCAGCAGAGGACCCUACAGAGGCUAGUUAGUAAGAGUCCAGUGUUUAAGGAGGUGUUGACUCGUAUUGAGGGUCACCCAGACUGCAGGAACCUCCCAAUGAUCUCCUUCCUGAUCCUGCCGAUGCAGAGAGUCACACGCCUGCCUCUGCUGAUGGAUGUCAUUUGUCAGAAGGCUUCUAAAGGCUCAUCUCAUUAUGAGGCCUGUAAGAAAGCCCUUCAAUCAGUCAGCAAGGUGGUACGUCAGUGCAACGAAGGGGCCCGUACCAUGGAGAGAACAGAGAUGAUGUACACCAUCAACUCUCAACUGGACUUUAAGAUCAAG